AUGUAUCGAGCGAGGAAUGAUCGUACAAGAGCGGAAAGCUCUCGACAAGUCCGUCGGAAGCGUGAGGAUGAGGAUAUCAUUAAGGUUCCUGAGUUCGACUACACUGACCUUGUUGAGAAAUAUAAAUUUUCGCUGGUGGGAAGGAUGUUUCACCAAGACGGAAGAAGCGUUGAUGCCCUAAUCAACCACAUGCCGAAACGCAUAAUUUGGGAUGUAGAAGGUCGAGUACGGGGAACUAACCUAGGCAACAACAAGUUCCAGUUCGACUUUGAUAAAGAGGAGGAUCUACAGAAGGUGCUUCUCCGUCGGCCCUGUCAUUUUAAUAGAUGGAGCUUCUCACUUGAGAGAUGGAAGCCUACAAUUCAAGAGGACUAUCCAAACUCUCUGUUGUUAUGGGUCACCGUUAUUGGAAUCCCAACUCAUUACAAGAAAGAUGAAUCCUAUAGGAGUAUUGGACAAGCGCUAGGAGAAGUGGAUAAAGUGGACGUGGAGGGUGGUAGAGUUCGGGUCCACAUAAAUGCAGAGGAGCCAUUGCAAUUUGAACGAAGAGCAGGAUAUGCGAAUGGAGAUGUGAUCAAGGUUGCCUUAAUAUAUGCGGAACUGCAUAGGCAUUGCUAUAUCUGUAAGCGAAUCUCGCAUGAAGAAGGCACCUGUCCUGAGCUAACUCCGGAACAGAGGGAAGCAAACCGUAUCCUCCGGCUAGAACAAAAAGAGAAGGAGGAGUUAGCGGCUAGAGAGGCAUUUUCUGUACCACUAAGAGGUCAUGAUACCUACAAUAAGAUUGAUAAUCAUACGAGAUACCCACGCGAGGCAAUUCUGCAGAGGAGAACCUCGGCUGAGCCUACAAGAAGAAGCGAGAAAACGAGAUUUGAUGAAGGCCGUAGACCAGAACAUGGAGAUUUAAGAGACAAUAUCUCGAAUAGGAGGGACAAUCUCGCAAAAAAUGUCUGGAACAGGCUUGACCAGAAUUACGUAGGAAAAAUUCCCCGAAAUCGGGAGAGACUCCACCCCUACGAAGAGAGUCUGAGAUACUUCAUAAUAAAGGAAAAUAUGGAGACUCUGCAUCAUCCUCCAGUUGGAGAGUAA
Brassica napus (rape) is the source of this 1086-nucleotide messenger RNA. RefSeq lists its product as uncharacterized. The record is from RefSeq and is a predicted model, not a curated record. The transcript has a single exon. NCBI's taxonomy places the organism in Eukaryota, Viridiplantae, Streptophyta, Magnoliopsida, Brassicales, Brassicaceae. Bases 1 to 1086 code for a protein of 361 amino acids.